This is a messenger RNA of Heterobasidion irregulare TC 32-1, 216 nucleotides long. RefSeq lists its product as uncharacterized. The record is from RefSeq and is a predicted model, not a curated record. Lineage: Eukaryota; Fungi; Basidiomycota; Agaricomycetes; Russulales; Bondarzewiaceae. The coding region runs from base 1 to 216 and encodes 71 amino acids. The transcript has 3 exons.
AUGCCAUGGGAUAACACGCAAACUGACCUUGGGAACUUGACUUGGAAUUUCAAUAAAUUCUUAGAUCCUGAGGUCAUUGAAUUACACCACUUGUGCAGGGUGUUUGCCCUUGCAGAAAUCCCCCUUCGCGAUCAUGGCCACGUGUGGGUCACCAUAUCACUAGAUCAUUUAACUCAAGAACCGGAUGCCCUCGGAUAUGAUUCUAACAAUGAGUGA